AUGAAUCAGAUUAAUCCAGAUUAAAUCUUAACAUCAGAAGAGAUCAAAGCAGCUAAGGAUGCCUUUGAAGCAUAUGAUAAAAUGGGUUAUGGUACAUUGGAAGUGGAAGAAUUAUAAAAAAUACUUGAAGAAUUUGGACAUAAGCCAAGCAAAGAGGAGUUAUAAUAAAUGAUUAUUUAAGUUGAUGUGAAGAAUAAAGGAUUUAUAGGUAAAAAUUAAAAAGUAUGAUUGAGACUUUGAGGAUUUCAAGAGAGCAAUUGCUAUCUAUAAGAUCAUUGAAGAAGAUAAUGAAGAAGAUGAUACAUGUAAGUUAAGAAUUAUAUUAUAUUAGUGGAUGCUUUUGUUGCUAUGGGAGGUAAUGCUGAUAAAAGUGGAACUGUAGAUGCAACAAAAUUAAUAUAAGUAAGGAUAAUAAUAAUAAUAAUUUAGAUAAUAAAAUCUGAUUUUAAGAUGACAAUUGAUAUUGAAGUAAAGAUGCAUAAAUAUCUACUUAGAGAUUGAUAAAUGAAAUGGAUCGUGACAAGUCAGGUUAGAUAUCAUAUUAAGAAUUUAAAAAUCUACUCUCUGAUUGA
Messenger RNA from Paramecium primaurelia, 572 nucleotides. The record is from the annotation of a GenBank genome assembly. NCBI's taxonomy places the organism in Eukaryota, Ciliophora, Oligohymenophorea, Peniculida, Parameciidae.